GUUCUUUGAUUUAGGACGAAUUUCCGGUUGCGUUGUUCGAAAAUGAGUGAAGGUAUUACCAAGUAUCAUGAAACCACCGAAGGAGUGCCGCCGGGAUGGAAAAUUCUUAUCAAAUUUCGAUCAGGUGGUGCUACAGCUGGUCGACCGGAUUACACAUUCGUAGCACCGAGCGGAAAGCGCCUUCGUUCUCGCGUUGAAGUUGAACGCUUUAUCCAAGAAAAUCCGACUUGCGGCGUAACAGUCGGUCAAUUCGAAAUACCAAAAAACCUGAUAUCAAGCCUCGGAGAAACAGGAUCUUCUGGAAGAAAACGAAAGGUGGAGGAGUUGACGCCCAGCGAUGAGACCUCGACGCCGCGUAAGACGAAGGUGAAGCCCAGUGUUGGAGAACAUCUCAAGAAAUUCAAACGUUACUCGAAGGAUCCUUGGAAAUUCUUGAUAGCCGCACUGUUCGUGGAGGAACAUGGUCAAGUAUUGGACGGUGUCGUCAUGGGUGAUAUUCAAAAGUUCUUCAACUUGUAUCCGUCGCCUUCCCACGUUUUUCGCACGCCGUGGAUAAAGAUUGCGGAUGAAUUCAACAACCGUCGAGUGGAGCUGGUGAAAAGCGUGUGCCGCUUUUCUUACGAAUUGAUUUCGCGCGAUAGCUACGUCAACGCUAUACCACUGCAUUCUUUGCCAGGUGUCUCGCCGUUUGCGGUGAUCGGAAUGCCUCGACUGCGUAUGGCGAGAUUUUAUUCGGCGAUGAAUUCGGAGCGUUUCCGGAGCUUUGUUUCGAACGUGAAAGACCAUACUGUGAAGAUCUCAGAAAAUCUGACGAGCAAGUUACCUUCGUCCACCAAUGUGAUAAAUGUGGUUCGUGACGGAUCAGCUCGUGUCGGUGACGCGUUUCGUGCUUCUAAUUUCGGAACGAAUAUCACGUCGUCGACGAUGGCGUCAAACCUAAAAAUUUACUCAGAUCGCAUGGCGACGAUAAUUGAUCACGUACGCAGAGGUUAUGAUCGUGAAGAAGAGUCAACUGACAUCCCUGAAGCCUUGUUCGACACUGACGAAGACGACGACGAUGCAAACGGAAAUUUGCAUCUGCAAAGGAGACGUCCCAGGUUUAUUUACAGUAGUGACGAAGAAGACGAUAACGCGUUUUUGCGUCGAUUAAAAUGGCCGGACUUGACUGACCGGGAAGUGGACACAAUACUCGGACAAUUGGACCUCCACGUUGCGAACAAGAGUCGGAAAAAGAGCGGAAGUUUUCUGAAAAUCUUGGAAAUUCUCCCUGACGACGACGAUUUGAAUCAUAAUACCAGAAUGACGUCGUGGCGUGAUGAGGAUUCUGUUCAAGCAUCCACCGCGUCUCCUGCUAAUCACAGUUUGCAGAUUUGCUUCAUGAAUGAAUUGGCGACGGACUCGGAUGAAGAAGACGGGCCACAAUCACUUCCUGCUGUUAUGUCGAAAGACGGAUCGAGAGAAAGCGACUUUUGGAGAAAACAGGCCAGAUUACAAGCUGAGGCACGCGUUGCUCUUGCGAGAGCCUGUCAUCUAGCAAAGAUGCGAAUUGAAGCCGAUCGUUUUCGCAAAAAGAGCGCGCCAUUAUCUGAAUUGAUCUUGCUUCCGCCAUCAUGUUAUGGUCAUCGACGGCUUUCGCGUAGUCUUCUACGGAGACUCACCGUUGCUGAGCUGGAUUCAAUUCACACGAGUUUAGCGAUGGAAAUCAAAAGAUUGAAUGAAGAGCUAGUCACAAGCUUGAUGCAAAGAGAUGAACUUUGUAUGACUCAGGAUUCCAUGUUGGUGGACCUCGAAGACCUCACUCGAUUCAUGCAAGCCAAAGGAAACUUAUCCGUUCAGAACGUGCCUUCGGUCGUUGCUGAAUCGGACUCACCGUUGAACACUCAGUUCUCUAAGGAAGGAUCUGCAGCCGUUGGGGAAUUGGAACUCAUUUAA
This is a messenger RNA of Notodromas monacha, 1932 nucleotides long. NCBI's taxonomy places the organism in Eukaryota, Metazoa, Arthropoda, Ostracoda, Podocopida, Cyprididae. The record is from the annotation of a GenBank genome assembly.